GCUUGAAAAGAUCAGAAUUCGAUCUGACUUUAAUAAAAUUUUGAUGGUUCACAAAUUCUUCUGCCAUCUGUAGCCUGUAAAUAUUUCAAGUUGUCCUUUGCUCCAAAACAUAAGUCAGUAAUUUUUCUGCGAAGUCUGUUGUUGCGUGAAAACGCUUAUUUUUAGUCCAACUGCAUAUGUUAGAUAUCGACACCCUGUAUAUUUAAAAAAUACAAUCGGAUUUCUUGUACAAUUUUGUUGGGCUGCCGUACAAUAAUCAGUGAGGUACCCUGGCAACUGUAAGUGUCACACGGGUUAAAUUUAUGGGUUAAAUAAAUCCACAAUAAAUCAAAACGUUGUUUAAAGCUAGAAAGUUCAAAAAAUAAGUAUUAGCAAAGUUAAAAUGGCAGAUCUGAGAUUCGAUGGUCGAGUGGUGAUAGUGACCGGAGCUGGAGCGGGCAUUGGAAGAACCUACGCGCUUUUAUUUGCAUCCAGAGGGGCCAAAGUGGUGGUCAAUGAUCUGGGAGGAGGACGACAUGGAGAUGGCAGCUCCUCUAAAGCUGCUGAUAAUGUGGUUGACGAAAUCAGAAGAACCGGAGGAAUAGCUGUUCCCAAUUAUAAUUCGGUAACCGAUGGCGAACAGUUGGUGAAAUCCGCCCUAGAUAACUUUGGACGCAUUGAUAUUCUAGUGAAUAAUGCGGGAAUUUUACGAGACAAGAGCUUUGCAAAAUUAUCUGAUCAAGACUGGGAUCUGGUUCAUCAAGUCCAUCUGAAAGGAAGCUUCAAAACCACUCAAGCAGCCUUUCCACACAUGAAAAAGCAGGGAUUUGGACGAAUCAUCAUGACUGCUUCAAAUUCGGGACUAUAUGGAAAUUUUGGACAAGCCAAUUAUUCAGCAGCAAAGUUAGCAUUGGUUGGUCUGGCUAAAACCAUCGCUAUUGAAGGCGCAAAGAGCAACGUUUUCUGCAAUGUGAUAGUGCCUACUGCGGCCAGCCGCCUGACUGAGGAUAUUUUACCUCCAGAUAUUUUCAAUGAACUGAAACCGGAGUUCAUAGCACCAGUCGUGGCGUACUUAUGCCAUGAAUCCUGCCCUGAGAAUGGAUCCAUGAUAGAAGCCGCAGCUGGUUGGGCUGGAAAAUGCACCAUAGUGAGAUCAAACGGAGCCCUACUAAGGUCCUCAAUGAAUGACGGCGUAACGAUCGAAAAGGUUAAAGAAAACUGGGGAAAAAUCACCGAUAUGACCGACGCCAAGAGUCUCAGAGCUAUCGAGGAAGCCACCGGAGCCCUGAUUGAAUCCCUAGAUGCCAUAAGAGACCCUGAGAACCAAGAAGCUCAAGCAAAUGACGAACUGUUUGAGUUUAAUGAAAAAGACGCUAUUCUAUAUGCAUUAGCUGUGGGCGCAACGCUCUCCGAUCAAAGACAGCUAAAGUUCCUGUACGAGAACCACGAAGACUUUGCCAUAUUGCCAACUUUUUUCAUAAUACCAGCUCUCCAAGCCUGCUUAUCCUCAGAUCUGAUUUCCAGGGCUUUGCCAAAGAAGGACAUCGAUUUAACAAAUAUUUUGCACGGCGAGCAAUACAUUGAAAUCCUAGGAGAUGUUCCGACAGAUGGGCAACUCUCGCAAAAGCUUGAAGUAGUUGAAGUGCUCGAUAAAAGCUCGGGGGCUGCAAUAGUAAUUAACAUUGAUUCAAUCGAUCGAAACAACAACGUUGUGGUCAGGAACCAGAUUGUUACUUUUGCGGUGGGCGCUGGUAAUUUCGGGGGCCAAAGAAAUGGAACAAAGGCGGUGCCUUGCUUGAACAAACCCAGUAGAAAGCCUGAUGUAUCAGUGACGCAAAAAACCAGCAUUGAUCAAGCUGCUUUGUACAGACUCGUUGGCGACAGAAACCCGCUUCAUAUCGACCCUAACGUGUCCGUCCUAGCAGGAUACGAAACCCCAAUCUUGCACGGUUUAUGCACUUUGGGCUUUUCGGCACGUCUGGUGCUUAGUGCGUUUGCUGGACAUGACGCAUCGCUAUUCAAGGCCCUAAAGGCCAGGUUCACUAAACCGGUGGUUCCAGGCCAAACAUUAAGGGUGGACAUGUGGCAGGAAGGGAACCGAAUUCACUUUGAGACUGUGGUUGUGGAAAACAAUGCUGUAGUAAUCAGCGGAGCCUACGUAGACUUGAAGUCGGUCAAAAUGCCAGCCGCAGCUAAUAAAGAGUCGGGCGCUGCCCUCAGGAGUGAUGCCAUUUUCGAGUUCAUUUCCGAUCAAGUAAAAGCAGAUCCAAACAAGGCCAAAAGUGUAGGCGGUUUGUUCCUAUACAAAAUCACUAAGGAUGGAAAAGAAGCCAAACAAUGGACUAUGGACCUUAAAAACGCCAAAGUAUACCAAGGUGCACCUGAAGGAAAGCCCAGUACCACCCUAACCAUUUCCGAUGACGAUUUCCUACUAUUAGCCGAAGGUAAACUUCAGCCCCAGCAAGCAUUUAUGAAAGGAAAACUGAAAAUUACCGGAAAUAUAAUGCUGGCGCAAAAGUUGGCUCCUUUGCUCAAAACCAACGCCAAGCUGUAAAGUUGCUUCACACGUUUCUACUUACUUUAUUCCAUGAUUUUGUAUUUUUAUCGCAAUAGGUAUUUGUUGUUAAGGGGUGAUUAUUGUGUAUAAAACUUUGUUAAAGGUUGGUUUAUUACAGAUAUUUUAAUUA
Molecule: messenger RNA, 2666 nt
Organism: Dendroctonus ponderosae (mountain pine beetle)
Lineage: Eukaryota; Metazoa; Arthropoda; Insecta; Coleoptera; Curculionidae
Product: peroxisomal multifunctional enzyme type 2
Exons: 14
Coding region: 383-2533 (716 amino acids)
Cellular component (GO): cytosol
Molecular function (GO): oxidoreductase activity
Source: RefSeq, a predicted model, not a curated record